UUAUAGUUCGUUAUUAAACAUAGACAUUGCUCCGCUCCGUGCUGUGAAUAUUCCUCUCAAAAUCGAGAAUUAAAGUCUCGACUUAAAUAAGUGAAAAGCAACAGUUGGCUUUAACAGGAAAACAAAAAAAGUCUUUGAAGAGAUUUCAGCGAAUUUAGCGAAGGGAAUUUUGCUUGAGAAUGCAUUCCACUAUAUUAGUAAUCUUGUUCUCAGUCGCACCUUUCACCUUUGGCCAAAUCAGCAUUUGUCCAACAAGGGAGAUAACAGCAUCCAGUGGACAGAUCCGGUCGCCUAAUUAUCCAUCCGAUUAUCCUUCAAACACAGAUUGUACUUUGACUAUCAAACAGCCAUUGGAUACGAAUUUUACUUUUAGUUUCGAAAAGAUAGACAUCGAGGGUGACGAGGAUGGAGGUGACGUAUCGUGCUACGAUUCUCUGGUCAUUUCUGGAAAAGUAUCAAAAGAAUUUUGUGGUACAACUACCCCGAAACCAUUCACACCUGGCCUGAAUGUUGUCACUCUUAAAAUGGCUUCGGACGGUAGUGUGGAGCAAAAGGGGUUUGAUCUAAAAUUCGCAACUUCUCGAACUCCAGGAUUGCCCCCAGCAGUGAGUGUCUGUCCCACCAGAACAAUAACACCAAGUGCCAUUGGUCGCAUUCACUCGCCCGGUUUUGCUGGUAAAUACUCUGCCAACUUGGACUGCAAACUAACCUUGGACGUUCCUUCAAACAAAGAGGUUGAAAUUUUCUACAACUAUCGUGAAAUCGAGUAUGCCAGCCAAUGCUCGAAAGAUAAGCUCACGAUUGCUGACACUUCGGCUUCUCGCUACACAUGCGGAGCCUCGUCUCUUGCCAGUAAAGCAACUUACAGCGAUGGCGAUGUUUCCUUUCAUUUCAUCACCGACGGAAGUGAAAGUGGAAGUGGCUUUAUGGCGACCUACAAACUCAUCGAUAAAGCAGUCGCAACCUGCAGCUGUGCAAAUGGAAAUUCGUAUAUCAAACGGCCAAUAACAGUGAACAACAUCAUCAAGCGUGCGGACGAUGACAUUAGCUUGGAAUUUAAAACCACAAAAGCUGACGGUUUAUUCUUUUACGCGAAAGGUGGUCUUCGAGACUUUAUCCUUUUGAAACUACAGAAUGGAAACAUUGUGUUUGAAGUUGAUUUAGGAACAGGCAAUCUUACUGUCAAGGUACCAUCAGGUAGUUUAAAUGAUGAUUCUUGGCAUACGGUUUUGGUGAAGAGACGCGGAAAAGUUGUUCAGGUUUCUGUGGAUAAUCUUGCCCAAGUUUCUGCCCAGACUGGUGGUUCAUUCACAUUCUUGGACAUCAAACCACAGAACGGCCUCGCAGCCGCAAUGUAUUCUCUCGGUGGACCCUCUGGAAUCCGUUAUGAUGUCAACUUCCAAGGCUGUGUUCGAAAUUUUGAAGUUGAUGGAAUGAAGCCAGUCGAAGCCUAUCUGCAAAACAAUUCAGAAUACACAAUGUAUGGUUCUACGUCCAUGGGCACUUGCUAGAACCUUUCUCGUCUGAGUAAUUGUGGUUCCACAAUUUUCUUAUUUUUUUUUCGAUUAGUCUUAAUACUAACAUCAUAAGUAGACUCGCUUUUGUAGGCAGAUGACCCAGUUUUAAUACCAAUAGUUAAGUUUUACAGAGGUAUUUGCUAAAAAGCCAAUAAUAAUAGCCCAUAUCGCUUAUAACCGUAGCUCUAAAUGGUUGCUAGUUCCGUUUCAAUGUUGUAGCAGAUUUAUCUUGGUUGAUUAUAGAUUAAGAUAAUUUUAUGAUUUAUAUACUUUGAUUGCAUAUGUCAAAUAUAUUUCCUAAAAGUCAA
Molecule: messenger RNA, 1825 nt
Organism: Dendronephthya gigantea
Lineage: Eukaryota; Metazoa; Cnidaria; Anthozoa; Malacalcyonacea; Nephtheidae
Product: cubilin-like
Exons: 10
Coding region: 180-1511 (443 amino acids)
Source: RefSeq, a predicted model, not a curated record